Messenger RNA from Drosophila elegans, 1189 nucleotides. It is a transcript of the gene asf1, whose product is annotated as histone chaperone asf1. The transcript has a single exon. Gene Ontology annotation, biological process: DNA replication-dependent chromatin assembly. NCBI's taxonomy places the organism in Eukaryota, Metazoa, Arthropoda, Insecta, Diptera, Drosophilidae. The coding region runs from base 310 to 984 and encodes 224 amino acids. The record is from RefSeq and is a predicted model, not a curated record. Gene Ontology annotation, molecular function: histone binding. Gene Ontology annotation, cellular component: nucleus.
CGCGGGAAAGCCGUCAGCUGUCAUCACAAAUUUUGCAAGCAAGGAAAGCCAACAAAUUGCGAUAAAUAAACGGAUAAAUUUAGCCUGAAAAGUGCACAAAACUGAGCCAAAAUAUAACCCAAACCAUCGGCCAGCACUGCGUCACAAGAAACCAGUGUUUGUCGAGUAUUUUGCAAGGCAAUUUCAUCAGGGCAGGCGACACCUGCACAGAACCUGCUAAAAAAAAAAGCGCGCCGUCGUAGGCGUCUGGUAAAACUCGGUGCACAUUUUCCGAAUCGAAUCCAAGCCCGUCCGCCAGGUACAGUCACCAUGGCCAAGGUGCACAUCACCAAUGUGGUGGUGCUGGACAAUCCGAGCAGCUUCUUCAAUCCCUUCCAGUUCGAGCUGACAUUCGAGUGCAUCGAGGAGCUGAAGGAGGAUCUGGAGUGGAAGAUGAUCUAUGUGGGCUCGGCGGAGUCCGAGGAGCACGACCAGGUGCUGGACACCAUAUAUGUGGGCCCGGUGCCCGAGGGCCGUCACAUUUUCGUUUUCCAGGCCGAUCCGCCGGAUGUCAGCAAGAUCCCCGAACAGGAUGCAGUGGGGGUCACCAUUGUGCUGCUCACCUGCUCGUAUCGCGGCCAGGAGUUCGUCCGCGUCGGCUACUAUGUGAACAACGACUAUGCGGAUCCGGAGAUGCGCGAGAAUCCGCCACCGAAACCGCUGUUCGACAAGCUGACCCGCAACAUCCUGGCCAGCAAGCCGCGAGUCACCCGCUUCAAGAUCAACUGGGACUACGGCCACAUCAAUGGCAACGGCAAUGGUAAUGGCGUGGAGAACGGCCACAACGAGGACGACGAGAUGGUCACCGAUGGACCGCCGUCCACAUCCGACACGGCGGCCUCUGUGGUCGUCCAGCCGGAGGACGACAACAGCCUGGCCAUGCCCAUCGAGAACGGGAUCAAGGCCCUCAACGAGAACUCCAACUCCCUGGCCAUGGAAUGUUGAGAGCUGUCGGCGCACUCCAAACUAUAUGACCGCACACAAAUACACACAUACACACUCAGCCCCUUACACACACACAACACACGCCGCUAUGGUCGACGACUUGAGGGAAUCCCCGAUUCGGACACUCGUAGUACUCCUCGUCCCUCUAUUUAAGUAACUAUUAAUUAAAGCAAAAGGUUAAAUAUAUAUGUAUACAUUAAAUUAA